Messenger RNA from Parus major (Great Tit), 1415 nucleotides. It is a transcript of the gene DUSP12, whose product is annotated as dual specificity phosphatase 12. Gene Ontology annotation, molecular function: protein tyrosine/serine/threonine phosphatase activity. Bases 16 to 960 code for a protein of 314 amino acids. The transcript has 5 exons. Lineage: Eukaryota; Metazoa; Chordata; Aves; Passeriformes; Paridae. Gene Ontology annotation, cellular component: nucleus. The record is from RefSeq and is a predicted model, not a curated record. Gene Ontology annotation, biological process: protein dephosphorylation.
GGGAAGCGGAAAGCGAUGCCGUGCCGGGGGCGGCGCUUCCCUCCCUCAGCCAUGGCGGCUCCCGGCGGGACGGGGAUGGUGCCGGUGUUGCCGGGGCUCUACGUGGGCGGCGCCGAGUCCUGCUCGUCCCCGGAGGCGCUGGCGGCGGCGGGAGUGGUGGCGGUGCUGACGGUGGACGCAGAGGAGCCGCCGGCCGUGCCGGGGGUGCGGGCCAUGCACGUCCGGGCGCGGGACGAGCCCGGCGCGGACCUGCUGAGCCGCCUGGAUGAAUGUGCCGCCCUCAUCCCGCUCCCCACAGCCCGCUCCCCUCAGCCCGCUCCCUUCAUCCCGCUCCCCUCAUCCCGCUCCCCACAGCCCGCUCCCCUCAGCCCUCUCUUCUCUCGCCCCCGCCGCAGGGUGAACCCGGGCUUCCAGCGGCAGCUGAAGCUCUACGAGGCGAUGGGCUGCGCCGUGGACACCAGCAGCGUGCUCUACAAGCGGUACCGGCUGGAGAUGCUCAGCGAGAGGCUCUCCGAACCUCAAGACUUGCCCCGAGAAGUCUUUGCAGUUGAUCCUACCACUGUAUGCCAAACUUUGAACACAGAGGUUCUCUACAGAUGCAGGAAAUGCAGACGCGCUCUGUUCCGUAGCUCCAGCAUUUUGUCCCACACGGAAGGAAUCGGACCGACAGCCUUUGCCCACAAGAGGAUAACAGACUCUGCACGGCUUUCUGGGAAUAGCCAGGAAAAGUGCACCUCGUACUUCAUCGAGCCUGUGCAGUGGAUGGAACCAGCAUUGCUUGGAGUAAUGGAAGGACAGCUUCUGUGUCCCAAGUGCACGUCAAAGCUGGGCUCCUUCAGCUGGAGGGGGGACCAGUGUUCCUGUGGCCGCUGGGUGACACCGGCCUUCCAGAUCCACAAAAGUCGAGUGGAUGAAGUGAGGACACUGCCAGUUGGUAACUUCCAAAGUGCCAAAACCUGAACUCAUUGCUUUACUUGAUGGAUUCCUUAACAUCUACUGAGAACUACUAGUCCAUGGAUGCCAGGAAAUGAGCUUAUGACUUCCACCCCUUGGUGAGGUGGCAGAAUUACUUGAAUACCUUCAGCUUGCUGUAUCUCUUAAUAUAUUCUAUGAAAUAUCAGAACACUUUCUUCAAAGAGGUGUUACAGAGUGGUCAAAUCUACAAAAUGGGCAAAAUAUGUUGUUUUUAGUGUAUUCUUCAUUUAUGUGUUGCUGUUUACACAGGGUCUCAACUCCUUAUUCAAAAGGAGUUGCUGUGGCCAGCAGUGCUGCUCAGCUUCUGAUCCAAACUGACAAGCGCCCUAAAAUGGUACAAUUACAGUUGUUUUGCAUGCAUGGCAGCAAAAGGAAAACUUAAGAGUUACACUUUUAUUGUAUUAAAAGUAAUCCUAAAAAUACCCACCCUAAGAAUAUUU